AGUGUCAUUCAUCCUGCCAUGAAAAGAAAUCACAUUUUAAUCAUUCGGGAGAAAAUAUCGUUUAGAAAACUAAACCGUUUCUCUCGAAACUGUCAAAAAUUCUAAUUGUUUCAUAAGUCAAACAACAUGUAAAUAAACCUGAAAUAAAGUUCAAUGUCAAUCCUUUGUAUAUUUUACUAAAAGAUCGAACAUUAUAAUGAUGUGUCUAGUUCCCGCUUAAACUCCGGCCCAAACUUAAACCUUUUCGACAAAUGAGACGCUUUUGUUGAGUUCGGACGUUGCUCAUUAAGGUUAUUCCGAAAUUAAUGUUAAACCCCGGAACACUACACGCCCGCUCGACUUCCCUGGGAUCGCUCGAACUCAGAACAAGUUUAAGUGCGGGUCAUCGCGGGACGUGUCAACAACUACUCCCAAAAUGCAUCUUCGACUAAUAUCAGUUCUUGUAAUCACCAUCGCCUGUGCCCAUGGUCAAGGACCAGCAGGUCCAUCAGCACGCUACAGCACGAAGACUGGAUACGAAACGAGCUUCGAACCGGGAACCGACGAAAAGGCCCAGCGGUUGAGGGACUGGCAGACGAUAGCUCGAGAUGUCGGGGAGAGCGCCUCGUUGACCGGCUGCAAGCCAGCAGGCGUCUAUGUAGUCCAUCGACAUGGACUGCGCUACCCCAGCGAUGGCGAUAUCGAAGAUUACAAUGUCAUCUUGGCGAGGAUGAAACUGACCGGCGUCAACGACGAGUUCGACUACCUGCUCAACAUCACGGAUAACCUCUAUCCGAUAGCUGUGGAAGGCUCUCUACAUCCUGCUGGGUUGGCUGAAAUGGAAGAGUUGGGUACAAGAAUCAAACAACGUCUUCCAGAAUUGUUCGUCGAAGAUGGUCUCUCUGGAUUCGACUUCCAAGGCACGUAUCGACAGCGGACGAUCGACAGUGCUCAAGGUUUUAUCAACGGUCUUCAAGGUCUGGAAGCAAAUUGUACCGUCUCGAGCAAAUCGUCAACAAGGGACGAAUUAACUUGUACGUUCAAUUCGACGACGAACACUGAAACAGUAGCCAUCGACCACGCACUCGAAGGCGAAGACCUCCUGUUGAAGUUCUACGAGAGCUGUACCAACUUCAUCACCGACGUCGACGACAACGAUGCCGCGGUUAUCGAAGUUGAUAGGUUCGGUGAGGGACCAGAACUCACUUCGGCCUAUCAAUCGGUGGCCGAUAAACUCGCCCCCAUAGGAUGGACAUCACCAUGGAACAUGACAAAAGAUGACCUUGAAGUUAUGCAUCAUAUGUGUGGCUAUGAAAGUGGAUACUACGGUUCCUCCCCCUGGUGCAACCUCUUUUCAAAUAACGAGUCUUUGGCAGUGGAAUACUGGCUUGAUCUUAAACAGUACUGGACAGAGGGUUAUGGCUACGACAUCAAUCACCAAAUGGCCUGCCCACUCGUUGAUGAUAUCCUCAACUAUAUGACGUCAGUUAUGACAAAUAGAACCCAUAGAGGCAGUUUCAAGUUCGGCCAUUCAUCUACUUUUCAACCUUUACUGGCGAUUCUCGGCCUUUACAUGGACACGCCCAAACUACUCGCCAGCAACUAUGACGUCAGCGUGAACCGCGCCUGGAGAAGCGGUCGUAUAUCACCCAUGUCCGGUCACCUAAGCUUCAACGUUUUCCAGUGUCCUAGCGAGCAGAACCGCGUACUGGUUCUUCACAACGAACUCCCGAUCAAGGUCGGAAACUGCGAGGAUUUCUUCUGCGCCUAUGACGAGGUGGCGUCGCAUCUCAAAACGUCUUCGAAUGGUUGCCAAUGGGACGCCCUCUGCGGGACCGAUGGAUUGUACCCUGGAGUCGGUGGCGCUGAAGCUCUUUCGAAGGUGUCCAUUUUAACACUGAUGUGUGCUCUACUUGUGUCUUUCUCUUCGUCGCCAUAGAGAUUAUGUUAAUUGAAUUUCUUUCUCUUUUUUUUUUAGCUGAACAAUGCUGAACACUAUAUUGACGGAGUUUCUUUGAAUAUACGGAUGACGUAGUCUUAUUAGUCGUACAUUUUUAUCGUAACAGUCUCAGUACAAAUGUUAAUGAUUUGCGUACUUAAGGCUACACCUAGAUUAUCACAACUGUCAACUUCAAGGAUCGAUGCCACUCAAUAUUAAACUAACAUUGAGUAGUAAGAUUCUUUUUACUCUGUUUCUAAAUUCAUAGAUGUUUGAGUGCACAAUCCAUGGUUGAUUUUUAACUCUUUCCACAACAAACCAUCGUAAUCCUGGUUCAUAGCUCAAAUUCUUUUCAUCAUAUAAAGCUUCUUGUUUGUAAGGGGCAUUUAUACUAGAUGAACACUUAAAUAUCUUGCACAAUGAUUUGUAGGACUUUGUCUUUGUGUUCCUGCGAUAAUUGUCUAAAAUCUUCCUGCUUGCGAUUUUGGAGGCAUUUUAGUUGGAGAGCAGGGUCAGCCCUAUGAAAUGAGAGUAGUGGAUAAAGAGGGGGAAAGGAUGAAGAAAAAGAUAUAUAAACAAAGAAGAAACAACAGUAGGAAAAUUUGAGAUCUGGGCGUCGUUGCAUAAACAAUAGUAUUAUGUUAACUUUGCCAUCCAAUGGUAACUUUCAAAGAACCAUUGAUUUUGAUUGGCUGAUGAGCAUUACCAUGAAAGUUUCCAUUUGAUGGCAAAGUUACUAUAAUAAUAAGUUUUGUGUAACGGGACCCUAGGUCUCUGCAUGGAAUCGUACGAACGCGACCCAUGCUUCUCAUAUUUUCAACCUAUGCAUCGCGAUGGUCGUGCGUUCCCCGCACGAGCUAUAUGUGCAUUAUUGUGUGGUCUUUAAAUUAUAUGAGAACCAAUAAUGACAACCGUAAUGCUGAGAAGGUAAUCGUAGUCUCACUCUCACUAAAAAGUGAUGUACGAACUGUUUUGAUAUGAAAGAGUAAAUUCAAGUUUUGUUACGGAAGAAUUAAUAAGUGUGAGACUAAAUUUAAUAAAAUUUCAAUUUCCAUUUCAAUUAUUUUGAUUGAUCAUUGAGUGCUUCUUUAGGUUGAUAUCUAUAAAAGUUAUGUACAUUAUAUGUUAAACAUGCUGUGAUGAUGGGAGCUUUAGGCAUCGGAAACGCGGACAGACUACAGGCCUAACGGUUCUCACAGAAAAGAGGGAAUGAUAGAUUUAAGGUACCUUCAGGAUAUAUUUUCAUUUGUAUCGUUUGUUGAGGCUUCUAUAGAAGACGAUGGUAUCAAGAUAAUUGGAUUUGGAAAUGAGUUAUAUUGAUUA
Messenger RNA from Lytechinus pictus (painted urchin), 3241 nucleotides. Its product is annotated as multiple inositol polyphosphate phosphatase 1-like. The transcript is spliced from 4 exons. NCBI's taxonomy places the organism in Eukaryota, Metazoa, Echinodermata, Echinoidea, Temnopleuroida, Toxopneustidae. Bases 416 to 1918 code for a protein of 500 amino acids. The record is from RefSeq and is a predicted model, not a curated record. Gene Ontology annotation, molecular function: acid phosphatase activity; inositol phosphate phosphatase activity.